Molecule: messenger RNA, 587 nt
Organism: Gongylonema pulchrum
Lineage: Eukaryota; Metazoa; Nematoda; Chromadorea; Rhabditida; Gongylonematidae
Source: the annotation of a GenBank genome assembly
UACAACAGUGCAUUAAACUUGGCAACAUACAAAGACAAGCUAUGGCCAAAAGGAAGGGUACCAUACGUGCUCGAAGAUGGAAUGACCCAGAUGCAAAGGGCAGCUAUCGCUCAAGCUUUCGAUGAAUACAGAGACAAAACGUGCGUACGAUUUGUGCCCAAGGAUGAUGCCGAUCCUGACUACAUAUACAUUAAGAGAAACACAGCAUUCGGAUGUUCGUCAUAUGUUGGUCGAGCUGGAGGCAAUCAAACAGUUUCCUUGGAGGUAGAUAAAUGCUUUGCAAAGGGAAUUAUUGCGCACGAACUGAUGCAUACAAUUGGAUUUUUUCAUGAACAUUCGCGCACCGAUCGAGAUCACUACGUGGAUAUCAUCGGGGACAACAUUCGACCCGGAAUGUUACGAAAUUUCGAGAAAUAUUCAAGAAAAGUUAUCGAUUCGCUGGGGAUGCCGUACGAUUACGAUUCUGUCAUGCAUUACCAUAGACUUGCAUUCUCAAGGAAUGGGAAAUCCACAAUUUUGCCAAAGGUGAGCGACUCAUUAUUGCAAGCAAGUUUUUACCUCUCAGGAUUUAGCAUGGAAUCUUAACC